Bemisia tabaci is the source of this 665-nucleotide messenger RNA. NCBI's taxonomy places the organism in Eukaryota, Metazoa, Arthropoda, Insecta, Hemiptera, Aleyrodidae. The record is from RefSeq and is a predicted model, not a curated record.
GGGUUCGGUGCUGGUAGAGCAUGGGGCUGAGGUCGAAUCAAAAUCGGUCUAUUUUACCGACGCAUCAAACUGGCAAACAGAGUUCCAUAACCUGACUAUUCUAUGGACCCCAGAUGACGUUUUGUUUAUGGUUGAUGGAAAACAGCGGCAAACUGUGAAGUUAUCUGGGCUGAAUGUCACAGACUUCAGCGAUGCAGUUGUUACCUCUAACCCCGGAAAGAAACUAUGGUAUACGGGCGGGUCAAUUACCCCAUUCGAACGACCGUUUCACGUGAGGCUUGGAAUUACCGUUGGCAAUUCGAAAGAUUACUCAUGGCCUUCUAGCAACCCGAGGGGAAUAAUCACCUUCUGGAAUAAUGAGGAAGAAUGGCAGCAAACCUGGCGAGACGAUACAGCAUUUGUUGUCAAACCCAUGAAAAUCUUUACUGCGAACUGUUGAACUUUCGAGAAACUGCUAUUUUGGUAUGGGAUACAUUCCACUUAUUCGCAGAGGAUAAAAAGAGGAAAAAUUGUGCUGAUGAACCGUAUUAAAGAGGUGCAUAAAACGGACACAGGAAUAACGGAUGGCACGGCUACAUAAACUGCCGAAUGAAAUGAAAUAAUGAAUUAUUUUGUUCAUUGUAUAAUUUAUUUAAAAGUACAUGUUCAGGUUUGACUCAUGAAAA